Molecule: messenger RNA, 451 nt
Organism: Paramecium octaurelia
Lineage: Eukaryota; Ciliophora; Oligohymenophorea; Peniculida; Parameciidae
Source: the annotation of a GenBank genome assembly
AAUAAAAUGGACGCAGGAGGAGCUAACACUUUUGUAGUUGAACCAAAAGAUGAGGAAAAGUAAUCAUAAAACUACUUAAUUUUAGAUUUUACCCUUCUAAAGUGAGAAAACUUAUUUAAGAAAUUAUGGAGGACAAAUUAAAAAACGAAACUUAUGAUGCAAAUAAUACCCCUAUUAUCGCAGAGGAACUUGUAAAAAGAAUAAGAAGCAAGGUUAGAGAUUGUAUGGAAAUAUAAUUUAAUUAUAGCCAUAAAAAUGCCUAGAUUCAAAAUUGCAGUUUAAGUAGUUAUUGGAGAGGUUAAAGGAUAAGGCUGUAAGGUCACAUCAAAGAACCUUUGGGAUCCUACUUGGGAUAAUUAUGCAUCAUAUGCCUACUAAAAUGUAUUGUGAAUUAAUUAAUAAGGAAACUAUUUAUGGGGUUGGAAUUGUUUUUGGUGUCUAUUAUGAAUGA